AUGGCGAGUGCAACAUCCCGUCCUCUGGAGUACCUGGAGGGGCUCCCCGGGACGACUUUUUAUAAGCUAUACCAACAGCCAUCCACAGCCCUCACGAUCUUCCGGCGCAUGCUGCCCGAUCUAGCAAAAUGCUUUGUGAUGGCUCUGCUCUAUUUAAAAGAUCCUCUUCCAACGGCAGAUCUGGAAGUUUGGGUCAACUCAGAGAGCAAGAAGGAACGAGAUAAUGCGCUUUCAAUAUUAGGUCGACUUCAUAUCCUUUCUACGACCCUCACAGGUGAGAACGUCCGUGCGUACAUGAUCACCAACCCAUUCGCUGCUUCGCUUCGACAAGCUCUGAUGGGUGCCGAGGACUCGCAUUCUUUCGGUGUAUUCUCCCAAGCCCCAGCACACACCCUGACUUCGAUCGCCGAUUUGGACGAAUAUGCUAGACGACAGUGGGAAGGUGUUUUGGGGUACAUGGUUGGAACGAGUGCCUUAAGUGGGCAGCGCGACGCGGUCAGUUUGAGCAAGGGUGUCAAACAGCUUCUCCAAGCGGGACACCUAGUUGAGAUCCGAGGCAACCGUGUCGAUAUAACGAAAGACGGGUUCGGAUUUGUGCUCCAGGACGUGAAUACCCAGGUCUGGCAUAUCUUGAUUCUUUAUGUCGAGAGCGCCGAGGCCAUCGGCAUGGAUAGCGUCGAGGUUCUCUCGUUUCUGUUCCUCCUGAGCAGCCUGGAGCUCGGAUCGUCUUACGACAAGAGCCAUAUGACACCCAACCAACUUCGCACUCUCGCGGACCUCGCCGAUUUUGGUAUUGUCUACCAAGAAGACGCCGACGCAACACACUUUUAUCCCACUCGUCUCGCAACUACACUUACAUCCGACUCGAGCGCUCUGAGCAACCCUGUCACAGGCUCCCUGACUGGGCCAGCAGGGCCGUCUGGUGGCUCUGGUUCCGGGUUCAUCAUCAUCGAAACCAACUACCGACUCUACGCCUACACCUCAUCACCCCUGCAAAUAUCCCUCAUCUCCCUCUUCACAAACCUCAAAUACCGCUUCCCCAAUUUGGUCACCGGCAAAAUCACAAGACAGUCUGUCCGCCGAGCUAUCGAGAUGGGAAUCACUGCCGAUCAAAUCAUCUCGUACCUAUUAUCGCAUGCGCACCCACAGCUGCGGAAGCACAGCGCUGCCCAACCCAACGGCAAGGGUGUCCCAGCAUCUGUCCUCCCGCCUACCGUGACAGAUCAGAUCAGACUGUGGCAGCUGGAGCGGGACCGUCUCCGGGCCACGGCGGGCUUUUUGUUCAAGGAUUUCACCAGCUUGACGGAAUAUCAGGCUCCUUGCCAGUAUGCUGCGGAGAUUGGCGUGCUGGUUUGGAAGUCGGAUCGGAAGCGCAUGUUUUUUGUCACGAGGCAUGAGCAGGUGGCUGCAUUUUUGCGGAGUCAAAAAGUAGGCGGGAAGUAA
This is a messenger RNA of Penicillium egyptiacum, 1443 nucleotides long. The record is from the annotation of a GenBank genome assembly. NCBI's taxonomy places the organism in Eukaryota, Fungi, Ascomycota, Eurotiomycetes, Eurotiales, Aspergillaceae.